ACAACAGCCAAACCCCCUAAUUUCCUACACAAAUCAUCAACCAAAACCCAUUUCUCAAUUCGCCAAAACUCAUUCCCCACCUUCGGCAUCUUGGUCCUUGACAACCCAAACACCCACACAACUAAUUAAGCUCACAAGCAACAAUUAAUCCACCAAUUUUCAAGGAUUAGAGAAGCCAACUUACCAAAAAUGCUCAACAAGCAAGCUGGAGCUGGCGGGAUGAGGAGGUGCCGGCGGGAAAAUGGCAGGGGAGCUUCACGAAGAAAACCAGCAGCAGCCGGCGGCAGAGGGGGAGGAAAUAGAGUAGAUCCGACGGCUUUUCUGCAAAAGAAAGAGGUUCUAAGUCCUAGACUCGUUCUUGGGCAAGAGGAGAACAAAAACCAUCAAGUUCUCUUACCAAUUUUUGCAGAUGGGGACGCUGGAAAUGCUGGUGAUGUUCGGCAGCAGCAGGGAGAAGAAAACAGAGCAAACGCGAAAAAUGGCUGGAAGAAAGAAGGAAAGAAAAGAAAAAGGAAAAAGAGAUGAGUCAGCCGGCCUUAUCCAAUAAGAGUUUAACCCCUUUGAAGUUUGAAAAAUUGACAAUUAGGUCCAUUAAUAAUGUUUCUUCAUCAUUAAGUCCCUAACCCAACUUAACGCUCUAGGAAAUUUUGGGGUAUUACACUUUGCUUACCACUUUCAAUGCCAACAAAAUAUGAAUUGAACU
Messenger RNA from Rubroshorea leprosula, 703 nucleotides. The record is from the annotation of a GenBank genome assembly. NCBI's taxonomy places the organism in Eukaryota, Viridiplantae, Streptophyta, Magnoliopsida, Malvales, Dipterocarpaceae.